Messenger RNA from Pestalotiopsis fici W106-1, 1353 nucleotides. RefSeq lists its product as uncharacterized. Gene Ontology annotation, molecular function: protein binding. The record is from RefSeq and is a predicted model, not a curated record. The coding region runs from base 1 to 1353 and encodes 450 amino acids. The transcript has a single exon. Lineage: Eukaryota; Fungi; Ascomycota; Sordariomycetes; Amphisphaeriales; Sporocadaceae.
AUGUCGCGCGAUUCGAUGCUCGGUGGAGCAGCCGACCCGCAAGCUGGUGCCGGUCCAACUACUCGAAGGCAUCGUCAUCGUCAAGGGCCUUCGCGAUCCUCUACUGCUAGAGCUUCCUCUGUCGCCAGGGCCCAGCUGGAGCCCAAGCUGGCCAGCCUACCAGAUGAGUUAUUGCGCCACAUUUUUGAGUCUGUAGCCCUCAUCUCGCGCCGGGAUCUCUGUGCCGUGUCCUUGGUCAAUAAGCUGUGGCACGAACUGGCCGACGAGAUUCUCUACAAGAAGCUUCAGUUCAAGAACCCAGAGCAGCACCUCGUCUUUAGUCAGUCCUUGAGCCGCCGCAUGCGCCGCGGUUCUGCGAUCCAAGAUGUCAGCCUCGAGUACCCCACACAUGAGCUGUCGCAUCUCAGACUCGACGGGCACAUCCAUGGCUCGCACUACCAUCCGGCCAAUUUUGAGGCGCUUUCCAGGACCAUCAGCACCAUGAGCAACCUCGAGAAGCUUGAAAUCUCCGUCCCAGUAACGCUUCUCCAUGGAAUUGGGGCAUUGUUCAAUGGGCCUUUUGACCUAGCCUGCCUCAAGUCAUGCACGCUCUUCUACCAGUGUCCGGACGACGCCUACUGGGACCUGCGCGAAAACAUUCACAUCUUUGCGCAUCCAACGCUGGAAGCUCUCACCAUUCGCCGCGCCAAGCUGGACUAUCGGGGUUUUGACUUUAUCGAGAAACCACACGAAACAUCGCUGCAUAUCCUGCAUCUCAUCGAGUGCGACAUCAGCGACGAUGGUUUGUCGGAUGUCCUCGAAUUUCCCAAAGGACUAAAAGAAUUUGUAAUGACUCAGCUCGAGGAGCCAAUGCCUGAACUAGAAGAGAGCUCCGACAAUAUGAGCGACUACAUCAUGGCUCUCAAAUCCCAGGCACACUCCAUGGAGAGCAUAAUCAUCGACCACCCGACCUUGACAGGCAGGAAACCUGCAAGGAUGAGGAAUUUCGAGGUGCUCAAAACCCUUCAUUUGAAUUGGGACUACCAGUUGUUUGGCAAGUCGUCCAAGAAACCGAGGCUUCACUCGGCAGGACUUGCGCCCGAGCUCGAGACCCUACACUUUACACACCAGCUCGGCACAGAUGAGGAAGUCACCGAGCUGUUCGAAUACACACUGCAAAUGGCGCAGCACACAAACAAGAAGCUGAAAACAGUCGUGGUCGUCGAAGGCGACCAUGGCGUGCCGAAAGAAAUUGUCGCUGCUUGCAAAGCCGGAGACAUCAAGUUGGAUAUCAUUGGGGCUUUUGAUGAUUACGAGGAUGGCAAUGGAUUAGACACGGGGCCAGUCGCUGAAAAAAACACCAAAUGGAGAUAA